AUGUUAACAAGUUUCAUACACAUCUUUUUUCUAGAAAACAUUGAAGUGGAAGAAGAUCUAACAAGUUCAGAUCAUGAGAGGAAUGAGAUAACUGAAGCAAGAAACAAACACAGGAAAGUUCUCCAUGUAGCUGAUGGUGUGAAGGACGGUGAAGAAGGGCAAUGGAUCAAAGAGUAUGCUAACUGGUUUGCUCCAGGAAGUAGAAUCAUUUUAAUUACUCAAGACAAGAGUGUUCUUGAGGAGUCAGAAGUGAAUCAUGUGUACGAAGUCGGGUCUUUAAGAUAUGAUGAAGCACUUCAACUCUUCUCACGCUUUGCUUUCAGGCAGCCAUACCCUCCUCCUGAGUUCGAACGCCUCUCAGUUCGUGCGGUUCAGCUCGCAGGGUUUCUUCCAAUGGCCAUUAGACUGUUUGGGUCUUUUUUAACUGGUAGAGGUAAAGAGGAAUGGGAAGCUACAUUUCUUAAACUCAGUGCAAAGCAAAGCAAAGAUAAAACCACAAUGGAACACAGGUUUCAGUGUAAACUAGAGGUGCUAGAUUUGUAA
Brassica rapa (field mustard) is the source of this 543-nucleotide messenger RNA. RefSeq names its product disease resistance protein CHS1-like. Gene Ontology annotation, molecular function: ADP binding. Gene Ontology annotation, biological process: defense response. The record is from RefSeq and is a predicted model, not a curated record. Lineage: Eukaryota; Viridiplantae; Streptophyta; Magnoliopsida; Brassicales; Brassicaceae.